Solanum tuberosum (potato) is the source of this 2277-nucleotide messenger RNA. RefSeq names its product putative late blight resistance protein homolog R1B-12. The transcript has a single exon. Gene Ontology annotation, biological process: defense response to other organism. Lineage: Eukaryota; Viridiplantae; Streptophyta; Magnoliopsida; Solanales; Solanaceae. The record is from RefSeq and is a predicted model, not a curated record. The coding region runs from base 1 to 2277 and encodes 758 amino acids. Gene Ontology annotation, molecular function: ADP binding.
AUGGAUGUUGUUGAAACUUCUGGAGAGCCUUCCACAAAACCUAGUAUUACAUCAAUUUAUGAUGAUGAUGAAGUUGUCGGGUUUGAGAAACAUGCAGAAAUUAUGAUGAAGAAAUUGACACAAGGAACAAAGGAGCGGGAUGUUAUCUCCAUCUAUGGAAUGCCUGGACUCGGUAAAACAACUUUGGCAAGGAAGGUGUACUACAAUCCCUCUAUUGUUAGUCACUUUGAUGUUAAAGCAUGGUGUGCUGUGUCACAAGCAUAUAAUAGAAGGACGUUAUUGGUUGAGAUUUUCAAACAAGCAACAAAUGCUGAUAGCGAAAUCAAAGAGGAUGAUGAUGUAGCUGACAUGUUGCGCAAGAGUCUAAUAAGCAGAAGAUAUCUCAUUGUAUUAGAUGACAUUUGGGAUGUCGAGGCAUGGAAAGAUUUGGUAACAUGCUUCCCUCAAGGUAAAUAUGGAAGCAGAGUAAUUGUCACAACACGAAUUGAACAAGUGGCUAAGGAUCUUCAUCAUCACAGUGAUCCUUAUCCUCUUAGCUUUCUAACUUUCGGAGAGACUUGGGAAUUAUUGGAGAAGAAGGUAUUUCGAGGAGAAAGUUGUUCCCCGGAUCUACUGGAAGCAGGGUUACAAGUUGCCCUACACUGUAAGGGACUGCCUCUUGUGGUUGUCUUGAUUGCUGGAAUUAUAGCAAAAAGGGAAAGGAAGGCGUCCUUGUGGCUCGAGGUUGCAAAUGACUUAAGUUCCCUUGCAUUAGGAGAGCAGAGCAUGAAGGUGAUACAAUCAAGUUAUGACCAUUUAGAAGACCACUUAAAGCCUUGCCUUCUUUACAUGGGAUUGUUUCCAGAAGACCAUAAGAUCCCAGUGGACCAUCUGCUGAAGUUGUGGAUGGCUGAAGAGUUUGUAUUGAAUGCCGAAACAGAGAACAUGGAGGAAGCAUCUCGAAAUUGCUUGAGUGAUUUGCUUAACAGAAGCCUAGUAAUGGUCUCCGGAAUGAGAAUUGAUCAUGUUGUAGAAUACUGCUCACUUAAUGAUGUAGUGCGUGAGUUCUGCUUGAGAAAACUCACAGAAGACCAGUAUAUUCAGGUCGCAGUGCCAUACAAUCCGUAUCAACAUUUGCAUUCCACGGAAUCACGGUUAUGCAUUUAUAUUCAUGAUGAUCUAAUUAAACAAUUAGAUCAUUCCGACUACCAGCUGGAUAAGAUUCCAAUGCUCGAUUUCAAGGAAACAAAAUCUCUGGAAUUCAUUGCUCAUCCAAAACUCAAUACAUGGAAUAACCUAUAUUCAAAUCCUUUACAUUUAGCAGUUAAAUUCAGAUCUAUUCGGGCAGUGUAUUUGAUGGAUGUGGAAUUGCCUGAUACAUGGGCUAAAGCAAUGCAAUCGCUAACUAAGUUGAGGUACCUUGCAGUUUCUGUGGAACAUUUUGAAUUGAAGUGGAUAUCACGCCUACACAAUCUCCAAACUCUACAGCUCCGGUCCAAUAAGAAGUUACACCUAAGGGCUGCUAUUUUAUGGGAAAUGACGAAGCUAAGGCAUGUGAAUAUAGACUGUUUUUCGUUGGUAUGGGAAGACAUUAAUGACGAAGGAAGUUUUGAAGAAUGUUCAACACCUAUGCUAGAGAACAUGAAGACUUUUCACACUUACCAUAUAUUGUUGGAUAAUAAGAAUCCAAGGUUCUGGUGGAGGUUUUCAAAUCUCGAAGAUCUCAGCCUCCACGUCAAAUGUGUACCUAAGUUUCCUCUGUUUUCCAUACCGAAAGUUCAUACUAACCUUCAUUCUCUUUCUCUGGUUUUAUCUUUCACGGAAUUCUGGGAUUCAGUUGACCGAUGGGAGAGGUAUUGUGUGUUCCCUCCAAAUCUUAGGCAUUUGCGCCUUGCUGGCUGUUUCUUAACUGAACAAAUGAUAUUAAACAUUGCAAGAUUGGAGAAUCUUGAGAGUCUGAAAUUAGAGUUGGGAAUUCCUUUGGGGAGAUCAGAGAGCUAUUGUUGGGACGUCACAAAUGUGGAGUUCCCUGCACUCAAAUAUUUGACAUUACUCGGUAUGCAGAUCGACGAAUGGAAAGCUUCAGAGGAAUCCUUUCCUGUGCUUGAGGUGCUAUCUAUAAAAGCUGGUUUCGAUUUCCUGGAGAUCCCUCCUAGCUUUCAGGAUAUUCCAGCGCUGCGACUUAUUGAACUGUUUGACUGCAACGACUAUCUUGUUGAUUCAGCUUUGAAACUCAAAAAAGAAAUUGAAGAAAACACGGGAAGUGACAGUCUCCAAGUUGUUAAAUUGAAGGACUAA